Molecule: messenger RNA, 2164 nt
Organism: Formica exsecta
Lineage: Eukaryota; Metazoa; Arthropoda; Insecta; Hymenoptera; Formicidae
Product: trans-Golgi network integral membrane protein 2-like
Exons: 4
Coding region: 286-1800 (504 amino acids)
Source: RefSeq, a predicted model, not a curated record
CAUGAAAAAUGCGAAAUGGUCGCUUUCUUAAGUUUCUGACUGGUUAUACGUAUUGUAGGAAAAUUAAAGAGGUUAUGACAGACAAAAAUAUAUUAAACGGAAUACAGCGUUUCUAAAAUAUAAUACAGACUGUGCGAGAGUGGGAGUGUAUGAGACUUUUUUAGAAAAUGAUCGAUGUUCAUAAAAAUUAACGGGACAUAAAAUUAUGUUCAGUAAUUGAGCGACAGUUUAUUACGGUUUACUAGUUUGUACAACAGAGGCUGGAAAGUCAUCUCCAGAGAAAUAAUGGAAAACCGUUACGCUUUAUUUCGUGUCGCAUUAGUGCUAAAUAUUCUUAUCCUAGUUAUUUCCUUCACGGGAGUGAUAAGCGCUCCAGCGAAGCCAGCGACUAUCACAGAAGUUAUGAAGAUUGAUAAAAAUCUAUGCGAUACAUCUAAAUUUUUAUACGAAUCAGAAUAUACAAAACUUUGUGCAUUAUUGCCAUAUCCUAACGCUUCUUUGAGCUUCACUGCUGAAAAUUUAAAUAUUUUUCUGUGUUUAGGAGUUUAUGAUACAGCAUACAAGAUUUGUCAAUAUUCUAGUCAAUUGCUCCCUCAAAUUCUACGCUUUAAUAGUACAGCAGUAUUAACUACAUAUGUAGAGAAAUUUGCUCCUUCUGCAAAUCAAACCCAGGAAAAGGAAUUUUGCGAUAGUUUACAAGGAUUUACAUCAUUAUACAAUAAAACAGAUUCAUUUUUGAACCUAUUGGUUGAAAGUCUUAAUAAAUCGCAUAAAUGUCAGAAAAUAUGUUUUGAUUUAGAAGAAAAGUUCAGACCAUUAUGUGCAGUAUUUGCUUGGAUUAAGAAAAUUGAUGACAUUAAGAAAGCAAAAAGAACAGAACCAAAACAUGUGACAAUUGAACCACUUACAACUCCAUUAAAUGAAGCAAGUAAUAAUAAAAACAGCUUAGAAGUUGCAGUUAAGAAGAUAUUUGAAAACAAUAAAAAGAACACAAAUAAAAUUAUAAAUUCUAAGAAUGAUAACAAAGUUGAAGAAAUUAAUUUAAAUGUGUCUGGAAUUGUACCAAUUGUAGAAUCUGAUGUGGAGAAAGUAAAACCUGAUACUGAAAAGUCAAGCAAGGCUGAAAAGAAAUCAAAUAAUGCAUCGAUAGGCACACAACCUUAUGAAGUAUUAGUAUCUGUACCGUUUGAAGAAAAUGAAAAGAAUACUAUUGAAACUGAUACUAAUAAAAUUGCAAAUCCUAUAAACAAUCCUGCAAAUGAUGAUUUACAAGUUCCGUCAAUAAACAAUCCUGCAGAUGAUGUGCCAAAGAAAGAUCUAAAUGAAGAAAAAGGAGAGGAAGUUAACAAGGAGCAAAAUACUGAUGAUCUAAAAACUAGUACACUAUCUGAAAAUACACAAGACCAUUAUGAUGUCGGAAAUCCAGAAGAAGAUAUUGAACCUAAUGUAGCAGACAGCAAUAAUGAUGAAGAUGACCCAGUUCAACAAUCGACAAGGAAUCAAAAUGAAAAUGCACAGGAAGUCUUUGAACAGAAGAAUAUGCAGUAUUCUAAUAUAAGAACAGAGGAUGAUUCUCAUUUCUUUACUUAUUUUACUGUGAUCACAGUGGCAUGUAUUGCUGGAUAUAUAGGUUAUCAUAACAAGCAGAAGAUACUUGCUAUUGUAUUAGAGGGUCGAAGAUCCAGAAAUAAUCGUGGUAGACGGCGACCAAGCACAGCUAACUAUCGAAAAUUGGAUUGUACGCUUGAAGAAGCCGUUACAUCGCAAUGUAACGCUAAUGUUACUCAUGUCAUAUAUUAAUGAGAGUCAAAUGUCACGAAUUUUAUAAUAUCUAUAUUAUAGUAUUGCAAGUGUAUAAUAUAUAUUUUGUAUUUAAGCGCAUACGUUCUUAGCAUAUCAUUUAAUUUUCUAAAGGUUAUUUAAUAUUUUAGCACAUCACAUCGAUCCGUUACAAUAGCAAAAUUUGUGUACAAUAUAAUACGUGAUGAUAUAACGUUCGAUAAUAUGGUAUUAGAAAGCAUAUGUAAUUAUCUACAUAUAUUUUCGAUUUAAAUUUCAAGUCAAAUGCACCAUUUAAGUUUUAAAAUAUGAUUUAUUAAUAAUAUAUUGUUGAGAAAUUUGUAAAAUUUUUUUCUUUAUUGUUUAAAUAUUCUAAAUUUAUCAA